Didymosphaeria variabile is the source of this 756-nucleotide messenger RNA. RefSeq lists its product as uncharacterized. Lineage: Eukaryota; Fungi; Ascomycota; Dothideomycetes; Pleosporales; Didymosphaeriaceae. The record is from RefSeq and is a predicted model, not a curated record. The transcript has 2 exons. The coding region runs from base 1 to 756 and encodes 251 amino acids.
AUGGCCCUCAAAAGGCAUGUUGGGAGACAUCAAGAGCAGCUAGCUCUUUUUGCUCUACCACCCAAUCUGGAGGAGACUGAUGGAGAUGUAAAGGAUGAUGGUACCAAUUCUUCCGAUGCCGCCGUUAACGUCGACGAAUGGCGAGACGCAGAUAUGUCAGAUUCUGGCGAUUCAGAUAGUGUUGAUCCGUCAUCCACAGCCGGGACGACAGAACACGUCCAGCCACGAAUGAUAUCAUGUCUUAAUUGCCACGAUUGGCGGGUGCAUGAGGAACACGAGAGAUAUUGCCCCAGGUGUGGAUCAGAAGACAUUGCCCCUGCGAGCGCUCGAUGGACGAAGAUCGACAGGAGGUUCGUGAAUCCGCAAGCGCUUGAGGAAGCACGGGAGCAAUUCGAAGAACGUGAAGACUGUUGCAUUGUUCUGCGCGUAUUGACUCAAGAAGAAAUUCAGAAGCUGGCUGACCGUACAAAAGAGAUCCGCGAAGCUAGACAGGCAGAGUGCGAAGGCUAUAACCAGCGCUGGAUCCCCAAGCCCAUCGAAAACUGGCCGCCCCAUCUAAGAGGGAUGACCAAGUCAGCAGAGGCAGCGAGGGUGAUAGUAAAGGCAGCCCAGGCAGCUCGAGAGGAAGCUGAGAAGAAGGCGGCUAAGGAAGCAGAAGACACGAAAGCUGCACACAAGAAAGCACUCGAAGAAGCCAAGAAAGCCCAGGAGGAGCUUGAGGAAACUAAGAAACUGCUAGAGAGGCUGCAAAGUUGA